AACCAGACUGGUUCCUCAGAGGGGGGGUCUGCUUCCUGAACCCAGACUGGUUCCUCAGAGGGGGGGUCUGCUUCCCAAACCCAGACUGGAGACAAGCUGGUGGAUAAGGUAACAAACAGCCUUUAAAGGGAUUUUAGGUACAAACUUUUUGAAUGGGUUCAUCGUAUUGUCUCCAAAAACAGAUCCACCUGCGUGAUGUGCAAUUUAAACACGGGUGUUAACUUGUUUUCAUAGAAAAAUUCACCUGCCUGAAGAGCCAAUAUUCAACUCCUGUGUUUUUAUUAUCUGACAAUGCUCAAACAAAUCAACGGUAUAUAAACACUGCCUUGGCUUCCUGAAGGCAUUCAGUCACCAGACUCUGAAGCAGCAACAACCUGAUCGACUAAAGUCCCCACAAGAUGGCAAAAACAGGGUUUCAGCCCGUUCUGCUGCUCUUUCUGAGCUGCGUCCUCUGGGUGGGAGCAAAUGCGAGAUGCCCCAAAAGGACAGAACUCUUGACCAAACUAAGAUGAACUGCAGCCCACUGGUCCACGGAGGUGCCAGAGGGGGCCUCCAUCAUCAAAUCAAAUCCAUUUCAGAUAACGUGUGGAUGUGGAGCGACGGCUCACCAUUUACUUUCACCUCCUGGGGUCGCGGGGAACCCAACAACUAUCGAGGCCAAAAAGAGCCCUGCAUGGAGAUCAGGAAUGCAGGAAGUGGUUACGUCAAUGAUGAACCCUGCCAGAGAAGGUCCGCUUUCAUCUGUGCCAAAAAUGCCUAAAUGUGUCCAGACACCCCCCACUCCCCCUUCCAAGUGUCAGGCCUCGAUGACAUCACUACAAAUCUGAUUUAAAAUGAUUUCAAAUAACUCCAAUCAAAUAAAUCAAUAAAUGUGUGUCCCUCUCAGCAUGACCAACCGUCUGUGCGUCUUUCCUUACUUCUGAGUGUCUAAAUAAAAGUGAUGUAUAAGUUGUUGUUUUUGUCAUUUUUGGGAUGUAUUCCGGCAUCACAGAGCAGCAGUUUUCUCAUCCAUGCGACAAAAAAAGUGGCA
Molecule: messenger RNA, 1030 nt
Organism: Menidia menidia (Atlantic silverside)
Lineage: Eukaryota; Metazoa; Chordata; Actinopteri; Atheriniformes; Atherinopsidae
Source: the annotation of a GenBank genome assembly